Schistosoma rodhaini is the source of this 696-nucleotide messenger RNA. The record is from the annotation of a GenBank genome assembly. Lineage: Eukaryota; Metazoa; Platyhelminthes; Trematoda; Strigeidida; Schistosomatidae.
AUGUCUAGAAAUAAAUCACGCUUUCCCAAUGCCUAUUUAAAACUUUUUAAGUCAAAUGUACCAGAAACGCUCGUUAGUGUUCAUCUAAACCAGCAGUCAGUAAUUUGUGAUGCGAAGACUGGUGCACGAAAAUCUCCAUUUGUUUCGAAGUUUGUGGACGAAAUCCCAGUAAAAACAAUGAAAGAUGUUUUCGAAUAUGGCUUAAAUACUUCAAGGUUUUAUCCAUGUUUAAGAAUACGACUUCCUUCCAAAAAUAAAUACUCGUGGCUUAUUUACAAUGAGGUAGAUAAGAAAAUAAAAGCUAUUGGGACAGCUCUAGUGAAAACUGUGAGACAAAGACGUAAUGCUGAAAACUUUGUGGGAAUUUACGGACCAAACUCACCCGAGUGGAUUAUUAUGCAACAUGCAUGCGCUGCAUAUGGUUAUACUAUUGUGCCCAUCUAUCCUACAUUUGGUAGUGAAGCAAUACAACAUAUCUUAUCUCAAACACAAGUGAAUUGUAUGCUGUGUUAUUCAGGAAAUGAAGCUCUUCACCUUCUGGACAAGUUCGAGUCUUCUCUUGAAUAUUUAAUCAUUGUUUCAUAUGAUGUUAAAGUUGAGGAAGUUAAGUCUCGUCACGGUUCCAAAGUCUUAGUGUACUUGUUCGAGGAUUUCAUGAAUGACCAUAUACGUUCAUUAUUCAAAGGUUGUCUUUAG